Molecule: messenger RNA, 1441 nt
Organism: Arabidopsis arenosa
Lineage: Eukaryota; Viridiplantae; Streptophyta; Magnoliopsida; Brassicales; Brassicaceae
Source: the annotation of a GenBank genome assembly
CUCUUUCCUCGAUCUUAGAUCUUAGCCACAAUCUCACUAGGGUACUUUGCUACAGGAUUAAGAUCGGCUCUCUUGUUUUUGAGAAAGGUUCUAACUUGAUCGCAGUUAGGUUGUGUUUAUCUUUGUAGCUACGAAUUUCCACCUAUGGAUAGGCAAUCGAGAAUGGAGUCAGAAAAUUUUAGGGUUAGGGCUUCUGAUGAUGAGGACCGUCAGAGCUCUCGACUUUAUAUUCCUUCGUUUAAGCUAGCAAGCGUGUUGAAUGAUGAGAAAGAUAAGAGUAGCUUAGAGUAUCAACGUCUUACAUGGGAUGCUCUUCGUAAAAGUAUUAACGGGCUCGUUAAUAAGGUUAACGCAACCAACAUCAAGAACAUAAUCCCUGAACUUUUUGCUGAAAAUCUCAUCAGAGGAAGAGGACUUUUCUGUCGUGCUUGUAUUCAGUCUCAAAUGGAAUCUCCUGGAUUCACUGACGUUUUUGCAGCUUUAGUUGCGGUUAUCAACUCAAAGUUCCCUCAAGUUGCUCUGCUUUUAGUGAGAAGAGUUGUUUUGAUACUAAAGAGAGCUUAUAUGCAUAACGAUAAGCCUCAGUUUCUUGCUGCUGUUAAAUUCGUAGCACAUUUAGUAAACCAGCAAGUGGCUGAUGAGAUCAUUGCUUUUGAAUUACUCACUGUGCUUUUGGAAAGCCCGACUGAUGCCAGAGUAGAGAUGGCUAUUGCGUUUGUGAUUGAGUGUGGCGCGUUGCUGCAAGACGUUGCACCAAAAGGAUUACAUGGGGUUUUUGAGCGGUUUCGCGGUAUAUUGCAUGAGGGAGAUAUAGAUAGGAGAGUUCAGUAUUUGAUUGAAGCACUCUUUGCUAUUAGGAAAGCGAAGUUUCAGGGAUAUCCCGCGGUUCGCGCUGAGCUUGAUCUCGUGGAAGAAAAGUAUUCACAUGAUGUCUCUCUUUAUGAGGAAAUUGAUCCUGAAACUGCUCUUGAUGUUUUCAAACUUGAUCCUGACUUUAUUGACAAGGAACAGAAAUACGAGGCGCUGAAAAAAGAGUUACUUGGUGAGAUUGGUCUUGGAGGCAUUACAGAGAAUCUCAGAGAGUAUUUGAAGUACAUGCAACAUCAGAAGCAAGUUGCGGAAUCAGAAUCAGGAUCUGACAGUCCUGGCUCCUGAGUCAGACUCAUCAACUUCUUCUAGUUCGGAUGAAAGCAACAGAGAGAAGAAGAAGCGAACAAGAAGAUCUUGAGACUGCUUUGUUUGUUAUCUCCACCAAAAUUCUUGAACAAGAAGCUUUACUUGUGUGACAAGUUUCAACCUUGUUUCCUUUUCUCUAUUGUUCAUCUUUUCCAUUAGUUUGCUUUACCUAAAUUUUCCUUUUUGUUUGGUUAUUCGAUCUCUAUUUAAAGAGACUCAUAUUCUCUUUUUUUGUUUCAGCUUUUAAUAAAUAAUAUUGAAAGAA